UACAUACCCAUCAGUUCCUGCUGACGGAGGAAGGAGAAAACCAUGGGAGAAGGUAACGGCGUCGAUGGCUUCAAAUUGGUUGGAUUUUCCAAAUUCGUUCGAAACAAUCCCAAAUCUGACAAAUUCAAGGUGAAGAAGUUCCACCAUGUGGAGUUCUGGUGCAGUGAUGCUACCAACACUGCCCGCCGCUUCUCCUGGGGGCUCGGCAUGCAGCUGGUGGCCAAAUCCGACCUCUCCACCGGAAACAUGACGCAUGCCUCGUAUCUCAUCUCAUCUGGAGAUCUCAAAUUUCUCUUCACUGCACCCUAUUCGCCCACUAUUGCUGAAGCGGAGAAAUUUUCCCAUACUGAAACUGCUUCCAUCCCCACCUUUGACCAUGCCGCUUGCCGGGCUUUCUCCGCCUCGCAUGGCCUUGGCGUCCGAGCACUCGCAAUUGAGGUUGAGGAUGCCGAGGUUGCCUUCGCCACCAGCGUUGCCCACGGCGCAAAGCCAUCUUCCUCCCCAAUUGUGCUCGGCAAUCGUGCUGUUAUAGCUGAAGUCCAUCUAUAUGGCGAUGUCGUGUUGCGCUAUAUCAGCUAUAAAAACUCCAAUUCGAAUCCAGAUGAUGGUGCUGGGAGUUUGUUCUUGCCUGGAUUUGAAAAGGUUGAGGAGAAUUUGUCAUUCCCACUGGAUUACGGUAUCCGGCGGCUCGAUCAUGCCGUGGGUAACGUGCCGGAUUUGGGUCCAGCAGUGUCCUAUGUGAAAGCUUUUACUGGGUUUCACGAGUUUGCUGAGUUCACUGCUGAAGAUGUUGGAACAAGUGAGAGCGGACUCAACUCAGUGGUGCUAGCCAACAACGAUGAGAUGGUGUUACUGCCCAUGAACGAGCCGGUGUUCGGGACCAAAAGGAAGAGCCAGAUACAGACUUAUUUGGAGCAUAACGAGGGGGCAGGGCUACAGCAUUUGGCACUGGUAACUGAGGAUAUUUUCAGGACUCUCAGAGAGAUGAAGAAGAGAAGUUGGGUUGGAGGUUUCGAGUUCAUGCCAUCACCACCGCCUACGUAUUACAAGAAUUUGAAGAAUAGGGCUGGGGAUGUGUUGACUGAUGAGCAGAUUAAGGAGUGUGAGGAAUUGGAAAUUUUGGUUGACAGGGACGAUCAGGGGACUCUGCUUCAGAUUUUCACCAAGCCUGUGGGAGACAGGCCAACUAUCUUUAUAGAGAUAAUUCAGAGAAUUGGGUGCAUGCUCAAGGAUGAGGAAGGAAAGGUGUACCAGAAGGGUGGAUGUGGAGGGUUUGGAAAAGGCAACUUUUCAGAGCUCUUCAAGUCCAUUGAGGAAUAUGAGAAGACGCUUGAAGCCAAGCGAACUGCAGAAACUGCCAGCGCAUGAGAUGAGAGAACCAUUUGCUUUCUUGCUUUUCUGCCACCCAACGUAUUUUAAUAAGGUACUCAGUAAAUCUGAGUUGGUGUAGUGAUUUGGGAUGUAUGUCUACGGUUUUUAUUUUAUUUUAUUUUAUCAGUUGCAUGUCUACGCGAAUAAUCGGCUCUGUACCUAAUUCCUAUUAAUUGUUUGUAGGUAUUUUACUUAAUGAAAAAUGAUUUAUUCA
Messenger RNA from Rubroshorea leprosula, 1585 nucleotides. Lineage: Eukaryota; Viridiplantae; Streptophyta; Magnoliopsida; Malvales; Dipterocarpaceae. The record is from the annotation of a GenBank genome assembly.